CUUCUAGUGGAGGUGUUUAGUUUUUUUUUUUCUGCAAGCCUACAGAUCUCUUUGGUUUUUGUCUGUGUAGAAAGUAGAAACUGAUUUUAAGAACAAGCAUUUGUAGGAUUUUGUUGAGUAUAAUAUAUAGAUUUAACUCGUCAGGGUUUCGAUUUGAAAACCUAUAGUCUUUGUGUAGUAUGUCCGGCUAAUAUGCUCGUCUUUCAUUAUUAUUUAUUAUUUAUUUUCAUUUUUGGGUGACACUUUGAUGACGGGAACAUAAACUUCUGCUAAUAUGUCUCCUCUUUCAUAGCAAUGGAAAAUUACAGGAGGGACAUUAUCAGCCAGCUGCCAGAUGAUCUGCUCUUAAGAAUACUGUCGUCACUUUCUCUUAAGGAAGUGAUGGCAACGAGUUUCUUGUCCCAACGGUGGCGGUCUUUAUGGAAGUUGGGGUCUAAACUCAAGAUUGGUGAUAAAGACUUCGACGACUUUCUUCUCAAAUGGGUUUCCAGAUCUUUGGCUAUUAGUAACCCUCAGAUUCUAAAGAGCUUGGAUUUGAAGCUUAUCCCAGGUAAUGAAUGUGACAGAAAUAGUAACUCUUUUCAUAGGUUCUCCUCUUUGGUUGAAACCGCAGUUUCUUGCGGUUUGAGAGAGUUGAGAAUCGAGUUUCUUUACACAUCCCUAGAACUGCCGAGUAUCUUCUAUGCAUGUGGGACCCUCGAAACAUUGAUACUCUGCAGGCUACAUCUCGUGGAUGUUCCGCCUAAUGGUUCCUUGUCGUCUCUCAAAACUCUUCGCCUUUUAUCCGUCAAGUUCUCACGCGACGAAUCUGUUCAGAAGCUUCUAAGCAUUUGUCCAGUUCUUGAAGAGUUGGUUGUAAGACGAUCCGGAUAUUCCAAUGUGGAGAUCUUCACUAUCAACGUGCCUAGUUUGACGAGUUUAUCGAUUGAUUAUAUACGUGUGGGAUCUCAUCAACCCACGGGUGUUCAUGGAUUUGUCAUAAAUGCUCCUUCCUUAAGGUACCUGAACAUUAGAGACCGUCACAGUAACUAUUUGCUGUUCACAAAUAUGCCGGAGCUGGUCAAGGCGAAUGUUGAGGCUGUUUGUGAUCAAUCCGAGAGUCUAAUAGGAUCUCUUGCCUCAGUCCGUUAUCUCUCUUUGUGUUCAAAAUCUUCAAACAUUCCAUACCAUGCAGGCACUUCCUUUGCCUUUCUUGAACAUCUAGAGCUGUGUACUUGUUCUUCGGAGUGUUGCAAUCUACUUUCCCGCAUAAUCACAGACCCCCUAACACUUCGAGUUCUCAAGCUUAAGUCGAUACAUCGCGCCCAUUAAUGGUUCGUUGGAACAAGCAGACUUUUGUUCCUGAAUGUUUGUUAUCGCAUCUCAAGAAUUUGGAAUGUAAACAUUCAGAGGCUCAAAGCUAAACAAGUGGCCAAGUAUAUCUUAGCAAACGCUGGUCAUCUGAAAUUAUCUUGUCAACAUUUUUUCGACCUUUUUUUAAUUGAAUGUAAAAUUGAUUCGAACAAGAAACUCAUUUCUAUAUUAAGUUCAACAUGUCACUGAAUUUGGAGUAUUUCUUUUGGAAUUUACAAAAGGUGUUAAAUUUGUGA
Molecule: messenger RNA, 1589 nt
Organism: Brassica napus (rape)
Lineage: Eukaryota; Viridiplantae; Streptophyta; Magnoliopsida; Brassicales; Brassicaceae
Product: putative FBD-associated F-box protein At5g56560
Exons: 3
Coding region: 295-1311 (338 amino acids)
Molecular function (GO): protein binding
Source: RefSeq, a predicted model, not a curated record